CUGGGCCGCGCGUGUCUCCGAAGGGAGCCCGCGCUCUGGCUGCCACCUCCUCGUCAGCGCCCUGAGGUGCGGCGCGUGUUGCCAUGGGGAAGGCCAGGUCCGCCGGAGCGCGCAGGAAGGCCCCCGGGGCCCCGGCGGGCGCGCGGGGCGGCCGGGCGAGGCCCAGCGCCAACCCGUUCGAGGUGAAAGUCAACCGGCAGAAGUUCCAGGUCCUGGGCAGGAAGACGCGCCACGACGUGGGGCUGCCCGGGGUGUCGCGCGCGCGGGCCCUCCAGAAGCGCACCCAAACUUUGCUAAAGGAAUACAAAGAAAGGGAUAAGUCCAACGUAUUUAGAGAUAAACGCUUUGGAGAAUACAAUAGCAACAUAAGCCCGGAGGAGAAGAUGAUGAAGAGGUUUGCUCUGGAACAACAGCGACAACACGAAAAAAAAAGCAUCUACAACCUAAAUGAGGAUGAAGAACUAACUCACUACGGCCAGUCUCUGGCAGACAUUGAAAAGCAUAACGACAUCGUCGAUAGUGACAGCGAUGCCGAGGACCGAGGCGUGCUGUCGGCCGAGUUGACGGCGGCCCACUUUGGAGGAGGUGGCGGGCUGCUUCACAAGAAGACCUCUCAACAGCAAGGCGAGGAGGGGGAACAGCCAAAGUCACGCCAAGAGCUGAUUGAGGAGCUCAUCGCCAAGUCAAAGCAGGAGAAGAGGGAGAGACAGGCUCAACGAGAAGACGCCCUUGAACUCACAGAGAAGCUAGACCAAGAUUGGAAAGAAAUCCAGACUCUCCUGGCCCGUAAAACACCCAAAUCCGAGAGCAGAGGUGGAAAGGAGAAACCCAAGCCUGACGCGUACGACAUGAUGGUCCGUGAGCUCGGCUUUGAAAUGAAAGCACAGCCCUCGAACAGGAUGAAAACGGAGGAGGAGUUGGCCCGGGAGGAGCAGGAGCGGCUCAAGUGCCUGGAGGUGUUUGGGGGCGCGGGGCAGGGGGGCGGGGGGCAGCGGCGCUCUGGGAAGCUGCUGCGACCAUAAAGGCCCUAUCCACUU
Physeter macrocephalus (sperm whale) is the source of this 1037-nucleotide messenger RNA. It is a transcript of the gene NOP14, whose product is annotated as NOP14 nucleolar protein. Gene Ontology annotation, cellular component: small-subunit processome; Noc4p-Nop14p complex; nucleolus. Gene Ontology annotation, biological process: maturation of SSU-rRNA. NCBI's taxonomy places the organism in Eukaryota, Metazoa, Chordata, Mammalia, Artiodactyla, Physeteridae. The record is from RefSeq and is a predicted model, not a curated record. The transcript has 6 exons. Bases 84 to 1022 code for a protein of 312 amino acids.